AGAAGCGGCGUCUCUUUGGGGGUGAGAGGCUUCAGGCUAUUAAAGACGAGGUAGAGAAGCUCCUACAGGCUGGUUUUGUCAGGAAAGUUGAUUAUUGUGAAUGGGUGGCUAACCUAGUUCUGGUGAAGAAGGCAAAUGGCAAAUGGUGAAUGUGCAUUGAUUACACAAAUCUUAACAAUGCCUGUCCUAAGGAUUGCUACCCAAUGCCGAGCAUUGACAAACUAGUUGAAGCAGCUUCAGGCAAUGAGAGGUUAAGCCUCUUGGACGCAUAUUCGGGGUAUCACCAGGUGCCAAUCGCUCCAGAAGACGAAGAGAAAACCGCGUUCUAUGCUGGCGAUGAAAUUUAUUGUUAUGUCAUGAUGCCAUUUGGCUUGAAGAAUGCAGGUGCUACUUAUCAGAAAAUGGUAACCAUUGUCUUCCACGCUCAUAUUUGCAAGAAUCUAGAGGUAUAUGUCGACGACAUUGUGGUAAAGAGCCUAAAAGCAGAAGACCAUCUCUCCGACCUCGACGAAACCUUUAACAACCUUAGAAAGAACAGGAUGCGGUUGAACCCAGCCAAAUGCAUCUUCGGAAUUCUGCAGAAACCAGAGUGCUCUGGAAGAUUAAUUAAGUGGGCAGUAGAACUGGGAGAGUUUGAGAUAACGUUUCAGCAAAGAUCGACCAUCCCAGCUCAAGCAUUAGCAGAUUUUAUUGUCGAAUGCACUCCGUGUCCUUCAACCUCUAAUCCAGAGUCCAACGAGUGGACCUUAUAUGUUGACGGAGCAUCUAGUAGUAAGGGUUCAGGGGCUGGCGCUUUCUUGAUUGGUCCAGAGGGAUACCGAAGCGAACAUGCCCUGAAGUUCAAUUUCGAUGCAACAAAUAACAUGGCUGAAUAUGAAGCUCUACUACUUGGUCUACAGUUGGCAUUGGAGUUGAAAAUCAGUACAAUUCAAAUAUACAGUGACUCCCAGUUGGUGGUAAACCAAAUUAACUCAAUCUGUGAAGUUGUUGAUCCUGUGAUGGUGAAGUACGUUACCUUGGUGGCCGAGCUGAAGUGCAAAUUCCAGAAAUUCUGUCUGAGUAAAAUUCCCCGAGCUGAGAAUGAACAGGCAGAUUUACUCUCCAAGUUCGCCUCUGAUGGCUCUUUAAGUUCCAGAUCCGUUUUUGUGGAGAACUGUCCAAAGUGCCAAUUCUUUGCACAACUGACUCACCAACCUGCAGAAAAACUCACGAACUUGGUAGCACCAUGGCUAUUUGCACAGUGGGGACUAGAUCUUUUGGGUCCAUUCGUGAAAGGGGUUGGUGGUGUAACCCAUCUGGUUGUCGGUGUGAAUUACUUCACAAAAUGGGUUGAAGCUUGGCCUUUAUCUAGUCUUACCUCCAAGAAGUUCACCUCCGUUUACCAUCCGGAGUCCAAUGGCAUGGUGGAAUCUGUUAACAAAUGCAUUUUGGAAGGUAUACAGUCGAGAUUGGAGCAGCAUAAGGCCAAGUGGGCAGACGAGCUCAACAACGUCCUCUGGGCAUACAGAACCACGAGCCAAACUGCUACAGGUGAAACACCCUACCAUCUGGCCUUUGGUACCGAAGCAGUUAUUCCUGUUGAAAUAGGAGUCCCAAGCUUCCGGGUCACCCAUUUCGAUGAAGGACGAAAUGGACAACUGCUUCGGGAAAACCUUGAUCUGCUUGCUGAAGUCAGAGAAGAAGCUCGGCUUCGAACUCUCGUAUACAAGCAGAAACUAGCCAACUUCUACAAUAAACGGGUCUGCCCUCGAACAUUCAAAGUAGGAGACCUUGUUCUCAGGAAAGCUGGCCUAACAGGGUUUGAAACUCGUUUUGACAAACUCGCCCCAAAUUGGGAAGGCCUUUAUGCCGUGGCCGAUGUGCCACAUCCUGGUGCCUAUGUCCUCCAAGACGCUGAAGGAAAGAGAGUUCCUAGAGUCUGGAAUGUCAAUAACUUAAAGAAAUUUUACCCUUACUAAAAUUCUUUCAAGUGAUCUAUGUCUUACUGUUCUUUACACUUCUCACUUCGUAUUUAUUGAGAUUCAUUUUACCUCUUAUUCUAUGUAUCCGAAGUCAAUCAGUACUUAAAUCUCACUUCUGAUUAAUAAAAGUCACUUCAUAUA
Messenger RNA from Rubroshorea leprosula, 2102 nucleotides. Lineage: Eukaryota; Viridiplantae; Streptophyta; Magnoliopsida; Malvales; Dipterocarpaceae. The record is from the annotation of a GenBank genome assembly.